Choloepus didactylus (southern two-toed sloth) is the source of this 2025-nucleotide messenger RNA. It is a transcript of the gene EMC3, whose product is annotated as ER membrane protein complex subunit 3. The coding region runs from base 190 to 975 and encodes 261 amino acids. Gene Ontology annotation, biological process: protein folding in endoplasmic reticulum. Gene Ontology annotation, cellular component: EMC complex; membrane. The transcript is spliced from 8 exons. The record is from RefSeq and is a predicted model, not a curated record. Lineage: Eukaryota; Metazoa; Chordata; Mammalia; Pilosa; Megalonychidae.
CCGCGCCGGAAGUGGGCGGCUGGGUGGCUCAGCUGGAAGGGGUGUGCGAGACUGGUGGCCGCUUCUAGGUCCCGCGCCUGCCAGGCUGGAGGGCGUGAAAAGGCGCGCAAUCGGACCUAAAGAGGAGGCCCCGCAUCCUGGGAAGGAGAAGUGCGGCCGAUCCCCGGCCAGGGCUUUCUCUCAGGGAAGAUGGCGGGGCCGGAGCUGCUGCUUGACUCCAACAUCCGUCUCUGGGUGGUCCUGCCCAUCGUUAUCAUCACCUUCUUCGUGGGCAUGAUCCGCCACUAUGUGUCCAUCCUUCUGCAGAGCGACAAGAAACUCACCCAGGAGCAAGUGUCGACAGGUCAGCUCCUAAUUCGAAGCAGAGUCCUCAGGGAAAAUGGAAAAUACAUUCCCAAGCAGUCCUUCUUGACACGAAAAUAUUACUUCAACAACUCAGAGGAUGGAUUUUUCAAAAAAACUAAAAGGAAGGUAGUGCCACCUUCUCCUAUGACUGAUCCCACUAUGCUCACAGACAUGAUGAAAGGGAAUGUAACAAAUGUUCUCCCUAUGAUUCUUAUUGGCGGUUGGAUCAAUAUGACAUUCUCAGGCUUUGUCACAACCAAGGUACCAUUUCCACUAACCCUCCGGUUUAAGCCUAUGCUACAGCAAGGAAUCGAACUACUCACAUUAGAUGCAUCCUGGGUGAGUUCUGCAUCCUGGUACUUUCUCAAUGUAUUUGGCCUUCGGAGCAUUUACUCUUUGAUUCUGGGCCAAGAUAAUGCCGCUGACCAGUCACGAAUGAUGCAGGAGCAGAUGACAGGAGCGGCCAUGGCCAUGCCGGCUGACACCAACAAAGCUUUCAAGACAGAGUGGGAAGCUUUGGAGCUGACAGAUCAUCAGUGGGCCCUAGACGAUGUCGAAGAGGAGCUCAUGGCCAAAGACCUCCACUUUGAAGGCAUGUUCAAAAAGGAAUUACAGACCUCUAUUUUUUGAAGACCGAGCAGGGAUUAGCCGUUUCAGGAACUUGGAGUAGUGCUUAACCUUGUAACUUUCAUUUGGCCUGGAGCCUCCCAGAAUAAAAAGGAGGAUGCAUGAGCUGGCGGGCGUGCGGCAAGGAUCGUUCUUAUCUGAGCUGGGUUCCCCUUUAAUGUCUGAAGCUAGAGGAAAUGAGGAGUGUGUGCUGGGAAAGAGCUACUUAAAGUUUCCUUCCGGUGACUAGUAAUGAAAGUCAGGGAAAGGGGGAAAAUGCAAGCUAGUGAUACUAUAUAAAAACUUAGCAAAAAUUCAAUCUAUGGAGGAAGAAUUGUCAAGUAUAACUAGUUAUUUUGUGCAGUCAGCCUGACUUCUAAUCACAGUAAAUUUCAGUUUUCUUGGGAUCCAAACACCCUGCAUUUUUACCUUUAGUGUUUUGUGUGUGUUAUUAUUUUUAUAGCUUUCUUUACAGAAGAAAUUUUCAUUAUCAAACAUUUUCAUUACCAAACAUUUAGAAAGUAUGGAUGAGCAAAUUGAACCUUUCUGUAUUGUUCAUUUUGAGCCUGUAGAAUGACAUAGAAGGCAAGUAUGUCAAAACUUUAUUCAAAUAAACUCUUUUCAGAGUGAAUACCCAGGGCCAGGACAGACUUAGCAAACCUACUAUAUCUCUUGAUACUGUCCAGUGAAAAUCAGUGACCCCGAGACACUGCUGGACUCUCCUUUGCCUUUGGGAUCAUCAACGACAGGUUAAAUAAUGUAGGCUCUUGAUUUGGAGUUCAGAAUAUAUCAACUCCAUUGAAAAAGCAAUGGUUCCUUAUAUGGCUACUCAGUUGAACUAAAGAGCUCAUUUCACAGUUAUUCUGGAUAAGGACAGAGUUUGCACAUCAUUGUAAAGACAGGAGAGAGAGAAGUUGCUGGCAGACACAAAGAUUAGGGUUGCCCAGGAAUAAUUCUGUCUGGAUUGUGUCCCAGGGAAGUUGCAGGGUGCCGUUUCUGUACCAAGAGGUGAAUGUAAUUUGCAUGUUGAACACUGUAAUCAAGAACAAACAACUCUUGACUCUACAGAUUAAA